Molecule: messenger RNA, 8028 nt
Organism: Exaiptasia diaphana
Lineage: Eukaryota; Metazoa; Cnidaria; Anthozoa; Actiniaria; Aiptasiidae
Exons: 13
Coding region: 2836-7176 (1446 amino acids)
Biological process (GO): actin cytoskeleton organization
Cellular component (GO): plasma membrane
Source: RefSeq, a predicted model, not a curated record
UAAAGGUCGAAUCAUACAGUAUCUCCAUUUAUAUAGGAUAAAGGAAUAAUAAAGAGCAAGUUUUUGCUUAGUAUGUCACGAUGUUUUUUUUAUUUCCAAACAAGAGCAAAACUUUCCAAAGGGAUGCUGGUGGACCAUGUCCCUUUAGCAAUUAUCUUCAUUAACGAGCUCGUCUUAGGAACACGUUUUUCUCUAUUUCAACAAAUUAAGAUUAAUGAGAUCAAGCAGGUCUACUAUUGUGAACUUUCAGAAAUAAUUAGGUAAAGACUGUGUUGACUGAAAAUUAAAAUCUUGAGCCUUUUAUAAGCAUGGAAGAAUUUUAUCACAGCUUUGUUGACUGAUUUGCGGUUUUCGAAAUUGUCUGCUGUCUGUAGUUUAGCCAUUUCUGUAAUAAGACCUCGACCGCACUGAUAUUCUUAGUUUUCGGAGCGGUUUAUAGACUGGUUUUCUUAAGCCCAUGAGACAGAGUGUAAAAGUCAAAGUGUUAUAAUGAGGGAAAUUGCGAAAAGAUAAAGCAAAACCUGCAGUUUAGUGAUGAACUUUGCUAUACGCUACGGUAUAUAGUGCAGUCAAAAAAUAAAAAUAUAAAAAAAAACAAGCAAACAAAUACAACAACAAAACAACAACAACAACCAAAUAUAACGAAAAAUUGUGAAAUAGAUAUUACAUUAAUACACCUUGGUUAGUACGCUUUGAUUGCAUUGUUUUCUUUUGUGUCUAGAGUGAAGUCAUUUAUAAACCCGUGAAACAAAGUUUGAGCAUUAAAGUGUGAUUAUCAAAUAGAAACACAAGAAAACAAUGCGAUUACAGCUUACAAAGCUAUAUUAGUGUGAUAUCUAUUUCACGGAUUUUUAACUUCACUCUGUAUUUAACUAUAUAUCACACUUAUUUAAGUUUUGYUUCACGGGAUAAGCGUAAAAUCAURAACUAUAAACAUAAUUUGAUUAUUAAAGUGUGACAAUUUUUGUAGCUGAUUUUCUUUACAACGCCUURAACGUGAAAUUCUGCGAUGAGAUCGGUGCCCACAUACAUGCACAAGCUUUGCUGUAUAACUUUACCAUCUGCACGCCGUCCGACGUUUAACUUCACAUUAAAUCAGAUACCAACCGUCCGUACAACUAAUCCUUUGCUUCAGGCAAAUAAUUUGGAUUACUCCAAUGGAUUAUAAACUGAAUAUCGCGAUUAAAAGUAAAUCCAGUAGUGAAGUUAUGAAGAUAUGUAGAUACGAAGUCAUAUGCAGUGAAUUACUGAGAAUUCGAUGGGAAACUACGUUUUGUAUUGCCUAGGGCUUGGUUGCUCGUAGAUAAAGUUAUCUAUACCUUAAUUCUGUAUUGAUUUCUUCCGCUUGUAUUCAUCCAAUAAAAAGCGCUCUUCGCUCUUCUUGAAGCCAGCACUAUGUUGUCCGUGUUUCAUAUGUUGAAAAACUUAACUUCAAAAGGAUCAUAUUGAAUUAUUUUCUAUGAAGUUUAUUGUCCAUACAAUCAUCCCAAAAAACCUUUUGCAUUAAAUGGUCACAUGGUACCAAGACUCUGUUUAGAUGAGAUAGGGUGCCCCUACGCGGUAGGGCUAACUCUUUUGUUUUCUUUUCCCUGGAGGAUUGAAAAGAAAGGAUUUUGGCCCUACCACUAGGGGCACCCUAUCCCAUGUAAACAGGACCUAAAUUCGCCAUACCGGAUGUAAAAAUACCCACUGGGAUGUUUACAACGAAGUAAAGUCAGCUUGACGGGAUGCGUUCCUUUUGAUUUUUAGGUUGUUUACAUUUAGUUAACAACCAGUAUGGCGGAUUUAGUACCAUGUGACCGUUUCAUGCAAAAGGACCAUCGAUUCAAAAUCCGUUUUGAAAUUGUUAACUCAGUCGAGGAAACCAGAACGAUUAAAAACGUAUUAAAAACGAUUAAAAGCGUUUUUGGGCGAUGGGGACGAUCAGGACGAAUAUAUAGGACACUCGACAUAAAGGAUGGUACUUGAUGUUGUUUCUAACAUGGAAGUGUCUAUAACUGGUGAAUGCAACAAUUAAUUGUCCGUUCUGGUUUUAAAAAGAAAGGCUUGUGUGGUGUUGUAGGGCUGACGGUAUCCUAUGUCCAGAGAAAGAUUCGUCUCGGUAUCCACAUGACUUUGGAAUAUUUUCAAAUGCAUGGAGAUACAUAUUGAUCACACAUGUGUCCCAAAAACAAUAAUAAAAUGAAAAGAAUUAAAAAAAAAUAAAAAAAAAUAAGCAAAAAACAACAACAACAACAACAGUAAAGGAGAAUUCCUGUUAAAGGAGGCGUGUUGGGUAUUUUUUUUACCAUUUUGCGAAGAAUCCGGGUCCCAAUUAGGUUUCUGUUAGGAAACAAGAAGAAUGAAAACCAAAUCAGUGGAAUUUAAUUCUGUUCUGUCGACAAUGUAUGGUAAUAAGAACUUAAGCUUUCAAGGAUUCUUCUAGAAUUAUUGUGUUCUUAAGUUUCUACAGAAAUAGYAYUUUCCAAGGCGGGAAAAUUUGUCUGUUUUGACUUAUCAGCUUACAGCUUACUUCCGAUCGUGCUAAAUAGCAUGAAAAUACUUUCUCUGACUUUUAUUCUAAAAAAAACACUAUAUCUUACUUAUUUUACCAAUUAAUUCAAUAUCCUUGAUUAGUUAUCUAUUAUUUUCUUAUCUGACUUAAACGUUUCCAUUGACACGAGAUAUUGUUUCCGGGACUCGCUGUGGACCUGGUCCCAACUUGUGUUGUAACGAGKCASUCAUUGGGGUCACGCAUUGACUCGGUAUUCAUUGAUAUCGUGAGAAAAAGAUAACUCGACAUAACUUAUCAGAGAAAUGCGUGGAACAGUUUAGCAGGCCAAAGUGUGUACAGUUAUGCUGAAUCCAACUAUGUCGUGGUUUCUAGGGUGUUUAAGUAGUUCUGCAUCUGCGAGCUCUUCUCCAGCUCGCUCCAGGAGUUCUCGUAAGGGGACUGACAGCACUGAAGAAAGUGGAGUUUUCUUUCGAACCCAGUACCUCCCGUCCGUUAGCUCCGAAAGUCAAGAUGCUCCUAAUCAUCGGAAUUCAGAUACAUUUGAAUCGACAUCUUCAAGAGAUACUUUUAUGUCCGAUUCUGAGGUAGAAUUCCUUGAAUGGGAUACAGAUUUAAUGGAAGAUGGCUAUUCGACGGGAGAUAACAUGGAGCCUCCCAAUAUUGACCUACARCCAAAUGAACUGGGGGAAAUAUAUGCUGGUAUAUUGUACAUUAGGGAGCAACCAGGUUGGCACAAGCGUUGGUUUGUGCUCACGGAAACCUGCCUCARAUGUUAUARAUAUAAAAGAGAUGACAAAAUGCUGUUUGAAAUUCCACUCCGUGACGCAAGGUUUGUCACUACGGAUCGUAAACGGAGUAGAAUGUAUGCGAUGACAUUGUCCAUAGCAAGGCUUAAAGAUGAUAUAACCUUUGCUACGACGGAUGAAAAGUCACGACACGAAUGGGUUUAUGUCAUUAAUCACGUAACGCAAAAGUUAGCUUCAGAAGAAAGUUGCUCUGCGAGCUCAGAGUCAAAUAUAAACAAAGCGAACGAACUUCCAAAUAAAGAUUCUCGGGAUAAUUCAGAUUUUGUAAACAGAAGAACGUGGCCGCUUGAAGGUGACAAGAACAUGGAUGUCGCAUUGGGCCAGUUAMGACUAGAUGGCGAAGAAGAAGCGACCGACUUGGAUACUACAUUGUGUCCUUCCCUCGCUCAAGAGGAGUCUUUUAAAGAACUUCAAGAGUGUCUACCAGACAUUCUAACAAGACCAAAAUCGAAAAGCUGGAAAGGUGAUUUAUCAAAGCCAAGUAAAGCGCAAGAAAAUAUCCAGUACCGUAAAAGUAUUUCAUUUAGCCCGACCGUUGAAUACCAAGGCAAUGAAGACUCAAGUUCCGUWCCACGUGUCAAGCGCCAUGGCUCAUUAGCAAACUCACUAACAAACAAGGCCGCACGCGUCAGAUCCAAGUURGCSACGUCCUUCUUCAAGAAAGGUAAAAAAGAUGAUAAGUCAAACCAAGAAAGCAGUUCCCAAAGUACAACAUUCUCAGGUUACCUUUUGCGCAAGAAGGGCAGCGUGUGGAAAAAUCGAUGGUGUGUUGUCAAAGACAACUCUCUUUACUGCUACAAAGACUUUGGUGCCAGUUUGCCUGAACUGGAACUUACCCUAGAAGGAUGCCGCGUAAAAUCGUUACCUGAAGGGGAGGGGGAGAAGCCUUAUUCGUUUGUUUUGAUGGCAGAAAAGGAGCAGUUGCUGUUUUCUGCGGAGAAUGACGCUGAACUGGAGGAUUGGUUGGAGGUUCUGGAGAAGGAAGUGGGAACUGGUGACGACGACGAAAUAGAUAUUUACCCAUUAGACAAAACCAGCCCUUGUACAGACACAUUAAUAUCACGUGACAACGAGCCAAAUGAGCUAGCAGCUGACACAAACUUCACAGAUAAGGACGUCAAAGAAUURCCGAAAGCAAUGAAGGAAAAGGAAUUAAAUAAAGGGAAUAAAGAGAAAGAAAAAGACACGGGUAAACGAUCUACCUUACUUGGAGCUAUUGCACAUAAACUUGGCAAGCAUUCUUCGAAGUAUAAGGAGACUCAUGACGACAAACUGGAUGGGAUAAGAAAACAAAUAGAUGAACUUGACAUAAAUACUGAGCAAAUCACAGAAAAUCGAAAUUCACUCGAAGAAAGCGGUCCUUCAAAGGAGGGAGUAAUAUAUUGUCAGUAUGGAGACAAAUAUGUUGAAUGCAAGUUAAGACUUUGCAAUCACAGGCUUGAGGUUGAACCUCAGGAGCAAUCAGUGGACCAAACAUUUCAGCCGACCCAGUUUAGACUGAUUAACUGUAUAGUACUUGACUGCAGUGACAGUGAAGGACCGCUGGCCAUGGUCGUUAAAAGAAAUAUUGGAGAACCUCUAUAUCUGCGGGCUCAGUCGUUAGAAGAAUUUCAAACGUGGAAAGACGCCAUCGAAGCUGCAAGUCUUACGACCCCRUCUUCCACUGAGCGUCUUUUAUCAAAUAGUUCCAGCAAUAAAGAAUACAGUAAAGAUGACAUUCCAAACCGUUUUAAAAUAUCUGGCGAUUCGAUAGACGGAGACGAUGUUUUUCACAGAGAUUCAGCACCUGAUCUUCACCCACCACAGAAAACAGUAACAUGUAACAAACGAGAUGAAAAAGCAGAUCCUAAGCUGAGCCAUAUAAGACGAGCUUAUUCCGCUGGUGGAAUUGAUAGGAUACGGUCUUUGCAUCAAGGCUAUUUGGUCUACUCGAAGAAAAAGCAAAGUCCACUUCGCCGUACAUUUUCCAAUGUCAUGAGUAGUUUAGAUCUAGCUCCUAAACAAAAACGUAGCAAAACCUUUGCAGGCCUUGGUAUCAACGCUGCUCUUCUCAUUGGUAUUAAGUAUUCGUCRUCAGUGUAUCUCCGAGUCACCAAGGAAUUGUGGGUGCAACGGUGGUGUGUUAUUCAGGACAACAAUCUCCACUUCUUCUUGAAUCCUGAUGAUUUGACACCAAAAAUAAGCAUUCAGCUGGCAGGAUGUUCAGUGGAGCCAGCCAACGUUAAAGGAAAGAACUUUACGUUUAAAUUGUCGUUACCAUCAGAGAAAACAGAUUUUUACUUUGCAGUCGACAGUGAGCAAGAGCGCUWUGAAUGGAUGGAGCUGUUGCGAUUGGAGGGGCAAAGAACCAAAAAUGAGAGCGACGCAGAUCAUCUAAAUGGCUUUCUUUUAUCUAAAGUGAAAAGUGARAGUAACAUUGGGCCGACGAUGAUCACCAAUAGUGUUUCAGAGUCCAACCACGAGGGAAAAGGGUUGCAUAGUAUGUCACAAUCACUAAUGGAACUGCGUAAAAUCGGUCAACAAGGCAAAGAAAAUUCAAACGACAAAAAYGGAGAUUCAAUCAAAUCUUCUGGUGUCAUUACCCAAAGGCCGACAUCUCUGCAAGAAGUUCUUCAACUUCUUCAAGAACAGCARCUCAUGCAGAGCAUGGGACACCAAAGAUAUGUACGYGUGAAAAAAGCCCGUGGAAAYUGGAAGAAAUCUGCUGCAGCUGUUCUCAAAGACGCACACUCCAAUCCAGAAUCCCCCGAAGCACCAAGGAAAGGAAUYUUAAAAUCAAACGAGGAAAAUCGAGAGAUCGCUGAACCUGAAUUGACUGGAAAGCCACGAGGCGCAUCAACAGGUUCAGUACAMUCCAAUGAGCUUAAUGAAGCCUUCUCGAAUUUUGAAACCUCAGAAGAAUAUUUAGGUAAACGAGCAGARGAGGAAAARCUCAAGGCKGUUAAAACAGARACUCUGCURCGAAAGCGUAGAAAYUCUUUAAACUUGGAGAAAGAGGUUUUGGAGAAAAAACUGGGAAAAGAAGAAAAAAGAGAUAAGAAAACUGGAGUGAAGAAACUUUUAGGAAAAGAGUGUCCAAAAGAUAACGAAGAGAUCAUCCGAACUAAGAAAAGACUGGAUGAGAUUAAUUUAAAACUGGCAGACGUUGAUCAUGACAUGCAGGAAAAUAAAACAAAGGAAGCAGCCGUUAUGGAGAACAUUACAGUAUUAAAAACAAGAACGCUACGGAAAGGAUCAACAUCAGGAGAAAACUUGAUGGCAGAYCAAGCUUUUCGAUCAAUGCUCGACGAAAAAAGAUCAAARUAUCGUGAUUCUCCGACGGGAUCAACGUCUUCGAGAGACUCAUUUGAAGACAAAWCCGACGUYUACCGACCAGCUGAACGAUCAUCCUCCCUUCACCGAAARGGCUCCAGGAAUAAAACCAGCCAAGCAUCAUUGAAAGCUUUGGAAGAAGAAUUACUUAAGAUUUCUCCGCAACCUCCAAGAAAGAAGAAACACAGUAUGGUAAAGCGAGUUUCAUCGUCMUCUGAAGGAUCAAUCGAAGAUUUUUCUCACAGAAUAUCRCCUUCGAACAAUCGUCGUGCUUCUAAUGAACCUUCCACAAAUAAUGCUCUGUCUCAGUCACAUGAUAAGCUGUAUGGCUGGGAUAGUCUUGAUGUURGAAAGGCMAAGSUGACUGGUUCGCCACAGACAUCGACUAAAGGGGAGUUACGMCCUGGUGUGUUACCAAGCUCCAGUGGGRCCACUCUUGACGUUGUKGAUGGCUCAUCUGAKUCUCAUUACCCGAACGCUGGAGAGCACAGACCAAGUUUGAUCACAGCUUUAUCUCAAAUUAAGGAUUUCGAGGAGUUUCUUGAGAUCAACCGCCGGCGAUGAAAGAGUUUAUAACUAAAGUCAUCUCACAGAGAAUAUAUUUUAUACAUAAAUGAAUAUAUUUUAUAUUAUAAAUAUGAUUAUUGAUUUUCUGAUAAUCGAUGUAUUUCAUAUAUUUAUGAUCUGUAUAAUAUGGGAAUUCUAUCCCUAUGAUAAUGUUGAUACUAAUCUAUUGCUCUUUUUACACUCGUUUUUUUCAUCAAAUAUAAGUUAUCGUCAUAAAGCAUGUGUACUUCGGAAAAUUAYAGCAAAAACAUUUGCAACGCACCCUAUAAAUUUGGAUUUUGUGUUUUGCUGCGAAUCGAGGUGGAGUUUCAACCGAUCAAUCAGCUUCUUUUUAAUACAAAAUUCAUCAGUAAAAAAAGAUUUGUAUGCAAAUAUAUAUGAAUUAAUGUGGUUUGAAAGCGUUUUUAAACUAAUUCGCCAAAACAAACAAAAUCCACCAAACGAAUGUCAAAACCUCKUGGUCGUAAUGCAACUUAGGGUUUUCGCUGUAAUCCUAAACGUCAUCUGAAACGUUAGAACCGUUUAAGUAAUUUUUGUGUCUUCGUCAUCGGUUCUUAUCUGUCAUCUUUUCUUACUUAUAUAAAUCCAGAAUCCUUAUCAAAAUAUUUUUGAACAUAUUACCAAUAUUUUCAAGGAUUGCGCAUUAUAUUGUGUUCUACAAACAAUAUUUUUUAGCACACCUUGUUUUAAAGGUCAACACUCAAUCACUUUUAUGUACUUAUAUGGUCAGUGUAUCAUUGUAUUCGGCUGUAAAUUUAUUGUACAAUUGRAGAAAAUUAUAUCAUAUCGCCUAUAGAAUUAUACUUUGCUAUAAUCAAUGAAUAAAUGUAAUAAAACAAGUUCUGUUGA